Penicillium concentricum is the source of this 2271-nucleotide messenger RNA. RefSeq names its product putative C2H2 zinc finger domain protein. The record is from RefSeq and is a predicted model, not a curated record. The transcript is spliced from 3 exons. The coding region runs from base 1 to 2271 and encodes 756 amino acids. NCBI's taxonomy places the organism in Eukaryota, Fungi, Ascomycota, Eurotiomycetes, Eurotiales, Aspergillaceae.
AUGGACCCUUCUUUCAAUAAUGAAGAGUGGGCCAGAGCCCCUGGCUCCUUGGCCUCAUCCGAAUGGACAGACAAUGAUGGUUAUCCGCUUUAUUCAGAAGUCCAAUCUUCCGCCGGAGUGACGAGCUUGAGUUCGGACCUCCACCAACAGGAAUACAUAUGGAUGCCCGAGCUCGAUCGUCAAGCGCCAAACCCUCCAGAGAAAUUCGCCAGUGAUCUUGCUGGUAUUAAUCCGCAAUAUGAUGGGCCGGAUGGUGAUAUUCCUCAAACCUUGGAAGGUGAUCUAGGAAGCUCAAUCGUCACGGAAAGAGCAGCAGAUGAUCUAGGAAAUGGGAACACUGCCCUACGGCCUGCACGGGACGUCCAUACGCUUCCAGGAGUGAUUGGUCGGACCGCCAUGGGAAUACCAAGUCCCACCCCUCUUGUUCUUCAAGAUUCGCUUGACGGUGCCAUAUAUCAGGUGUUCCAUGCCUACACAGCUCUCGCCUCUGGCGAGUCAAUUCCUGAUCAGCUUUCUCAAGCGUUGCAGAACCUUAUCAAAACCUACUCUCACACAAAGAUCCCAGCACCUCCCAUGUCAUUAAAUGAUUCCGCAGAAUCAGACAAAGAAUUAACCAGUGUGCUCCCGGCUGAUGUGGAGGAAACUCGAAGGAGAUAUGUCCCUCCAGCCAACUGUCCUCUUUGCCCCGAAGAGACACCUUCUUGGCGCGUCUUUUUCAAUCACAUCAAGGUACACUGUCUCAUCACUGCUGGUUCGGGGGAUGUCUCUACCAACGGUGAUCAGUCUCGUCGCGAUGACAACAAUGACGGGAACGGAGAACCGUCUAACCAACCAAAUAACUGGAAUGGGGAUCCGGCUUAUUUCAAUACAAACUCCGGAGACUUUUCCAGCAGGAACAAUGCGCAGCCUGAUCCCAUACCACAGGCUGCUUGUAGACCUAACAAUGUCACUGGAGAACACUUGAUAGGUGGCAUGCCUCCCUCAUCUUUUGGGUCGAGGACAAACCCGCCCAGAGGAGCCGAUGGGCAGUCCCAAACCCAACCCCCACAAAACCCCGGGUUGCCACGAUCCAAGCCUUCGACCAAGCGCAAGCGGUCGAACAAACAGAAACCACCAGCAGAAGAGAAGGCCCCUGACCUGGGCAAAUGCCGACAAUGCGAUCAUCCCAUGACCACAUGUCAAUUGUGCAUAUCGGUUCGUCGUUGCCACAAAUGUGGCGGCAUGUCUAGGAGUGCUAUCCAACCUGGGGGUUCCUCGACAAUGCAUGUGCCAGCCCUCCCAGAUGAAUCUACCCUCGUCGAUUUGAACCUGCCUUACCGGAACCCAUCGGUGAACUAUGAAAUGCCCCAACACAUGCCCACUCAACAGUCUAAUUAUGACUAUUACCAUGGAUUGUACGUGGAUCCGCGCGCAUUUGGCGGCAUGAACAACACAUACAUGGGCAACCCACCCCCAGAUGGCAGUUAUGCGAGGAUGGCAAUGGUCCCCGAAAGCUACCCAAUUUUGAGUGAUCUCAGCCACAAGGUCCAAGAGUCGGCUGUCUUUGAAAGUGAUACCAAGUUACUUCGCAGCGUUGGACUCGGCACAUCGGCUGACCUGCUCUCCAUCAAAGGACACGCCAAGGAAAUGAGAGAAAAAGCCCCCGGUGGUCUGGGGGGCCCAGGCCUAUACACGGAUCUAGUUUUCAGCACCAAAGGAUCUCCGGUCAUUCUAGAAAUCCCCCAGCCGGCGUUUUCUUGUCAAUGCCCGUGCAUGAGAGUACCCACCGUGGACUACAAAACCCACGCAAAGGUGAACCUAUCGCCGAACGAACGAGUCGAGAUGUUAUUCCAGAUGACCCCGGAGAGCGGAUCCACCCACCCCCUCCGCACGCGAGUGAGAGUCUUCGUGAAACUUUUCACACUCCGUGCAUCGGCAGCACAGUCAAAGGCUAAGCUGAGCACUCACUCUAUCACAUCUGAAGCCACCCCCGCCAACGAUGCUUACUCGGAUUCUGAUUCGGAUCAAGGGCUCAGUCCCACGUCGCCUUCCGGUUCCGAAAUGAUUCCACCUUUCUACUGGACCGAGGUGCGGAACUGCUCAAUCAGUUUCGAACUCAAUUGGGUUAUAUUUAAAAUAGCCCAAUGGACCAGCGGAAUAAAUCCCGAUACGUGCCAGAAACUACUCUUUUCGGACCCUAGCCACGUACUGAGAUUGAUAUCUAUCUACAUUUUGUUGGUGUUCAAGGAUUCUUGGCUGUCGAAGGGUCGCAUUGGGCCCAGUCUGUUCUGA